AUGAGCACAUCUGGAGAAAACAACGAAUCAUCUUCCGGAAAUCAAGCAACAACAUUGAUUGAGUGGAUGAAACAACAUUCUGUGGGAAUUCUGCCUGAAGAGGAGCUAAAAAAAGAACCAGUCAACGUUCUAAGAAAAACUGUCGAUGAAGCUCAGGGAUCAUUUCGUGGAACUGUCACAACCAUCACAUUAUUCACCGAAUUGUCGAUGAUCAUCACAGCUCAUCCAUGUGGAGCUGAAGCGUUUGGAGAGUGCGUACACGAUCUUAUUAUAAUACACAAUCCAUUCACUGGUCCGAAAGUGUAUCUCUCUGUUUCCAUUGAAUCGCCUGAAAGAAGACUACCCCUUGGUACAUGUUUCGGAAUCCUCGAGACAAUCACAGGUGAAACCAUUGCAAAUUGCUUGGAAAAUAGCGGACAAAAUCUUGAACUGAACACUCCAAAUGUUACUAUCAAAUUGGCAUAUCUUAAUUCUCCUUAA
Molecule: messenger RNA, 480 nt
Organism: Caenorhabditis remanei
Lineage: Eukaryota; Metazoa; Nematoda; Chromadorea; Rhabditida; Rhabditidae
Exons: 2
Coding region: 1-480 (159 amino acids)
Source: RefSeq, a predicted model, not a curated record